UAUGGUCAAAGUAUGUAUUGUACAGUACAUACAAUGAAUGAUAACCUGCACCGGUACCAGCACCGGCAUCAGCACCACAAUAGAACGAUUCAGAACAGAGUGCGCUCGAUACAAAAAGAAAAUGCAAAAGGCUGUAUCACAAAGCUACUAGAGGAGCCUGAGGGUAGUAUGUAUAUAAAGGUAGAGUCAAAAAGAAAUUUACGAAAAGAUAGAGAUGGGGAAAAUGACAUGUAAAACAUGUAAAAGUGAGAAGUAAAGAAGAGGCAAAGUAGUAACAUCAGAUCAGAAGCAGAGCAGGAAGACAAAAACUUGUUCCUACCAUACCAUCAAGAGCCAUUUGGAACCUUAAAGCACACCCGGAACACCAUGAAUGAGUAAAGUAA
Messenger RNA from Histoplasma capsulatum G186AR, 383 nucleotides. RefSeq lists its product as uncharacterized. The record is from RefSeq and is a predicted model, not a curated record. Bases 34 to 234 code for a protein of 66 amino acids. The transcript has a single exon. NCBI's taxonomy places the organism in Eukaryota, Fungi, Ascomycota, Eurotiomycetes, Onygenales, Ajellomycetaceae.